Molecule: messenger RNA, 1944 nt
Organism: Telopea speciosissima
Lineage: Eukaryota; Viridiplantae; Streptophyta; Magnoliopsida; Proteales; Proteaceae
Product: type I inositol polyphosphate 5-phosphatase 10-like
Exons: 12
Coding region: 255-1796 (513 amino acids)
Biological process (GO): phosphatidylinositol dephosphorylation
Molecular function (GO): phosphatidylinositol-4,5-bisphosphate 5-phosphatase activity; inositol-polyphosphate 5-phosphatase activity; phosphatidylinositol-3,4,5-trisphosphate 5-phosphatase activity
Source: RefSeq, a predicted model, not a curated record
AGUCCCAGAAGUUCCAAAACAGUUGACUGCUCCCCACAUUGUUCCUUUUCAUGAUUUUCACCAAAAAGCUGAAAUCUUUACGCGUGAAAUCUUCUACUUAGAAUGGAACCUUCAACUUUUAAUUGAAGAAUUCGAUCUUUAAGGGAGAGAGAAAAUGGAGUCUUAGACAUCAAAUGUUGCAGGAUUCUAGGUUGGCACCAUUUGGGUUGAUUUGAGAUAUAUAUAUAUUUUUUUGGCAUCUGGGCAUUAAAGAGAUGACGCUUGGGAGUGACGAAAGGAAACAGUUUCAUUUACCAAAAAUCUUUGGAACAUCGGAGAAGAAAGGAAGGAAGAAGAUGGAAGACUACACUGAUUCCUCUGUGGAGUUUGAAAGGUUCACACCUUUUUCAGCCACACAUACAGCCAUCAGGAAAAGCUUUUCAGAAUCUACUUCAAGGCUUGGGAAUUUGAAAUUCAGAAGCCACCAAUGUCCAACGGAAAAUGUUUUAGAUUCUCAAACCUUACGCGUUUUUGUAGCAACUUGGAAUGUAGGUGGAAAAUCCCCUCACAGUGACCUGAAUCUUGACAAUUUUCUUCAAGUGGAGGAUCCAUCAGACAUUUAUGUUUUAGGUUUUCAGGAAAUAGUACCCUUAAAUGCUGGAAAUGUGCUAGUUAUAGAAGACAAUGAACCAGCAGCAAAAUGGCUAGCUCUCAUCAACCAGUCCCUGAAUAAAACUUCCAAAGAUUUGAAGGCCAAUGGUGGUCUACUGUUCUUCCAAAAGCCUUCUCUUAAAAAAGUUAGUAAAAGCUUCAGGACAGAGAAGGGAAGACGCCUCAAGAUUUGUAAUUGCCCUUCUGAUUUGGAAAAAAAAAAUAGUAAAGACUCCUGUUUUGGAUGCCAAGAAUCUUAUAUUUAUGAAGAUGAUUCUUCUUCCGAAGAAGACGAUGGUUCAAGUAGUUUCGUGAUGACAGGGAUCACCACUAACCAGCUGAAGUAUAGCCUCAUAGCCAGCAAGCAGAUGGUGGGAAUUUUUGUCACUGUUUGGGCAAAGAAGGAACUUGUCCAGCACAUUGGACAUUUGAGACUCUCCUGUGUUGGGCGUGGGAUAUUGGGGUACCUUGGAAACAAGGGGUGUAUCUCUGUUAGCUUGUCUGUGCACCAAACAAGCUUCUGCUUUGUCUGCAGCCACCUGGCUUCUGGAGAGAAAGAAGGAGAUGAGCUUAGAAGAAAUUCUGAUGUCAUAGAGAUACUGAAAAACACCCAAUUUCGAAAAAUCUGUAGAGCACCCUGUCAAAGGAUCCCUGAGAAAAUUAUAGAACAUGAUCGGGUAAUUUGGUUAGGGGACUUGAAUUACCGGAUUGCUUUGAGCUACUCAGAAACCCGAAAACUUCUGGAAAACAAUGAUUGGGAUGCCCUUCUUGAGAAGGAUCAGCUCAAGAUUGAACGGGAAGCGGGGCGAGUGUUUGAAGGGUGGAAGGAGGGGAAAAUCUACUUCCCUCCAACAUACAAAUACUCCAAUAACUCAGAUGCCUAUGCUGGAGAUACUGUAACAUCAAAGAAGAAAAGGAGAACUCCUGCAUGGUGUGAUAGAAUACUAUGGCAUGGGAAUGGGAUACAGCAACUAUCCUACAUACGUGGGGAGUCAAGGUUUUCCGAUCACAGGCCAGUUUGUGCAGUUUUUGAGGUGCAGGUUGCAGUUGUUGAUGGAAAAUCAAAGAAAGAAGUAUCUGGCUCUGACAUUACAAUUGAAAUUGAAGGGCUCUUACCUCCAACUCCAGCAAGAUAUUUACAUAAUCAGUAUGUGGUAAACCAAUAGGAUUAGCCAUAUAAAUAGAAAUUUUCUGAUUGAAGAAUGCCUCUAAGAGGAAGAGCACAGAAAUGUUGUGGGUCAUUAUUCAACCUGUACAGCAUAUUGUUCUAACAUGUGACAGGUAUUGAUUUUCUGUACCAUAUUUUCUUAAAAA